Molecule: messenger RNA, 2486 nt
Organism: Portunus trituberculatus (swimming crab)
Lineage: Eukaryota; Metazoa; Arthropoda; Malacostraca; Decapoda; Portunidae
Product: splicing factor U2AF 35 kDa subunit-like
Exons: 7
Coding region: 16-849 (277 amino acids)
Biological process (GO): mRNA splicing, via spliceosome
Cellular component (GO): spliceosomal complex; U2AF complex
Molecular function (GO): pre-mRNA 3'-splice site binding; metal ion binding
Source: RefSeq, a predicted model, not a curated record
UUUGCAUGUGUUCCUAUGUGUUUUCAGGAAUCCAGGUGUACGAGAAGGUGGAGAAGAAGGAAGUGGAAGGGAGAGGUGGAGUGUGAGAGUGAGGACGGGGAGGUGAAAUCACUCGCCAAACGUGCAGAAAAAAAAGCAUCUGGACAUAAAGGAGUGAACUGCAGUUUCUAUUUUAAAAUUGGAGCCUGUCGACAUGGAGAUCGGUGUUCCAGAAUACACAACAAACCAACAUUUAGCCAGACAGUGCUCAUCCUCAACUUGUACUGCAAUCCCCAGAACUCGGCCAAGUCAGCAGAUGGCUCACACUCCACAGUGAGCGAUGAGGAGAUGCAGGAACAUUAUGACAACUUCUUUGAGGAGGUGUUUGUGGAGUGCGAGGACCGCUAUGGCGAGAUUGAAGAGAUGAAUGUAUGUGACAACCUGGGGGAUCACUUAGUUGGCAAUGUCUACAUCAAGUUCAAGUAUGAGGAGGAUGCAGAGAAGGCAGUGGUGGACCUGAACAAUAGGUGGUUUGGAGGUCGUGCCAUAAAUGCAGAACUCAGUCCAGUCACAGACUUCCGAGAAGCAUGUUGCCGCCAGUAUGAAAUGGGAGAGUGUACAAGGAGUGGCUUCUGUAACUUCAUGCACCUCAAGCCCAUCUCCAGAGAGCUGAGGAGAGAACUGUACAGCAGAAAGCGAAGAAGAUCUCACGGCAGGAGCAAUCGCCACAGGUCAAGGUCUCGGAGCCGCAGGUCACACUCCAGGUCUCGGUCACGGCGGCGAGAGUAUCGAGACAACUCGGCAUCCUUGGAGCGGUUCCGGUCGCACUCGCAGGACAAGGAGCGUGAAGGCAGGUUUGGGAGGUUUUAGUGCUCAGGUGGUUCUUGGUGAUGAGGAUAAAUGAUCUCAGUGCUCUCAAUGGAAAGGAGUGUAACAUUUGCUUUAGUAUGUUCUCAGAACCCUUUACUUAAUUGUUUUUGUAUUCUUUGUAUGUCUUAUUUAUUCAUAGUAAGUGAUUUGUUGCAGCUAAUUCCGUUAAACUAUACUUGUGCAAAGCUCAAGCUUUUGUGACAGGAAAUGUGGAAUUCAUAGCUGAAUCCAUUUUGUUUUAUAGUAGAUUAUGAUUAACUAAGGAUUUUAUUAUCUUGAUAUUAUUUAUAUGUCAUUGUUUCUUAUCUAUUUAUAAGAUCAAAGUUAUUUUAAGUUGUAUGCCAGUCUUGAAUUGGUACUCGUCUAGUCUACUUGAUACUCAUUGGCUGUGCCGUGUGAGGGUAAGCACAGUCUGCCUGGGUCAGCCAGCACAUGUCAGCUCCAUUUGUGUGUGCUUUUAUGUUUGUGUGUUGCUCACUCAGACAGGGUUGUAAAAUAGAAUUUUAAUGAUAGAUCAGGGAAUGAAAAUAUUCUUAGCUAUGUAGGGUAGAAUCUCAAGUUACUUUAAUAUUAUGAACUUCCAAUUUACAUGUUAGAUUUGACCAAAAUUGGUGUGGUGGUUGAUUUUCUUCCAUAAAUCACCAAAUUAAGGAAUAUUGGCAUGACCACCAAGCAUUGGUGGCCAUUUGCCCAUGAGUGGUUACUGGCCGACCUGACAUCUUUAAUAGGUGUUGUGGCCACAAGUAUGUCAGGAAGUGCAGGGAGUUUUGGUAAUUCACAAAACUUACCUUGCAAUUAUACAAAUGAUAUUUGUAUUGAUUCUCAUAACAAAUGAUGCAGGUUUUGAUUUUUAGGUCACUAUCUUACAUUCCACUCUUUUGAAGUUGUUCUUUGCAACUUGUAUGUUGAAAACUGUAUACCCUUGUGCAUAAGUUAAGUUUUUAAGGUGAAGGAGUAAGAGAAGAAGGCAUAUGGAGAUAGAGAUGAGUAAAAGUAAGGAGGAUGGGAUGGUGGGAGGCAGUAUCAAUAGACUGGCUCAAACUGGAAAAAAGGGAUGUCCGUUUAGUCUAUUGCAAGUCAAUGGCUAUUCAUACUCAAAUAUAAAUAGAUAUGUGGGCCAAAAUAGACAAAUGGUGGUUGCAGUGGUGACUGACACCAUAAAAUGUGGGAGGACUUUACCGCUAGCUUGUUUUGUUCCAUUAUCCUGAAAGUUAAGGACUGACAUGCCUAAUGUUCACCUUUACCAGUACUAUAUAUACUACAAUUUUGUUGUGAAGACACAAGAGACUUGCACAUACAAGAGAUAACACUGUUCUUAUGAAAGUUAGCUACUAAGUAGCUCAGAUAAUUUAUGAUAAGUAAUAUUGCAAUAAUUGUUAACAACCGAAUAGGUGCAGAUAUAAAUGUAGAUGGAUUAACAGAAAACUUGCUGCAUGUUCAUUUGAAAUAGUCUAUGCAGAAAAGUAAUCCUGUGUUCCAGAGAUAGAAGGUUUGAGAGAUCAGACCUGCAACAGUUUACACUCUCUUUGUGAAAGCUGACCAAAGAAUAUUAGACCUAAAGGUCCACAACACUGCAUGCUGUUCACUUCUCAAGGACACAGCAGCAACAUCGACUAAAUAAAAAAGCUAGAACUGUU